Molecule: messenger RNA, 2208 nt
Organism: Galeopterus variegatus (Sunda flying lemur)
Lineage: Eukaryota; Metazoa; Chordata; Mammalia; Dermoptera; Cynocephalidae
Gene: DHDDS
Product: dehydrodolichyl diphosphate synthase
Exons: 8
Coding region: 55-1008 (317 amino acids)
Biological process (GO): polyprenol biosynthetic process
Cellular component (GO): endoplasmic reticulum; dehydrodolichyl diphosphate synthase complex
Molecular function (GO): ditrans,polycis-polyprenyl diphosphate synthase [(2E,6E)-farnesyl diphosphate specific] activity
Source: RefSeq, a predicted model, not a curated record
GAGCCGUCCGCAGGCACCCUGCGGAGCCGGUGGGGUGCCUGACAGCCGCGUUGAAUGAGAGGAGAGAGAGAGGUUACCUGGCUGGUGUCUUGUUUUGGUUAUCUUCUGACGGGGCAAAGAACUAUGUCAUGGAUCAAAGAAGGAGAGCUGUCACUUUGGGAGCGGUUCUGUGCCAACAUCAUAAAGGCAGGCCCAGUGCCCAAACAUAUUGCAUUCAUAAUGGAUGGAAACCGUCGCUAUGCCAAGAAGUGCCAAGUGGAGCAGCAGGAAGGGCACUCACAGGGCUUCAACAAGCUGGCUGAGACCCUGCGCUGGUGUUUGAACCUGGGCAUCCUAGAGGUGACAGUCUAUGCAUUCAGCAUUGAGAACUUCAAACGCUCCAAGAGUGAAGUAGACGGGCUGAUGGAUCUGGCCCGGGAGAAGUUCAGCCGCUUGAUGGAAGAAAAGUGUUUCCUAAAUGUCUGCUUUGCGUACACAUCCCGUCAUGAGAUUAGCAAUGCCGUGAGAGAGAUGGCCUGGGGAGUGGAGCAAGGCCUGCUGGAUCCCAGUGACAUCUCUGAGUCUCUGCUCGAUAAGUGCCUCUAUACCAACCAUUCUCCUCAUCCCGACGUCUUGAUACGGACUUCUGGGGAAGUGCGGCUGAGUGACUUCUUGCUCUGGCAGACCUCCCACUCCUGCUUGGUGUUCCAACCUAUACUGUGGCCAGAAUACACAUUUUGGAACCUCUGUGAAGCCAUCCUGCAGUAUCAGAUGAACCACAGCAUGCUUCAGAAGGCCCAAGACAUGUAUGCAGAGGAGCGGAAGAGGCAGCAGCUGGAGAGGGACCAGGCUGCAGUGACAGAGCAGCUGAUGCAAGAGGGGCUCCAGGCCAGUGGGGAUGCCCAUCUCCGACGGACACGCUUGCACAAACUCUCAGCCAGACGUGAAGAGCGAGUCCAAGGCUUCCUGCAGGCCUUGGAACUCAAACGGGCUGAAUGGCUGGCACAUCUGGGCACUGCAUCAGCCUGAGGCUGGCCACCUGCCACUUUGCCCUGCCCUCUGCCUCCAGGGCCCCACUCCCUAUUCUUUUCUUGGUGAAAGGUACCUCUCUCCUGAUGAUGAAUUAUAUUCCCUUUGCUUGGCAGGGAAGCCUGAGGCCAGAUCUGCUGACCAUAGGUACUUUUGGGCUGCCUGGGACAGUGGCCCCUGGGGAGGAUUGAGGAUGAGAAUCCCCUGCAAGUACACUAAACCCAGCUCUGGCCACCAAUAGGUUUGGAGAGCAGAGGGCCCCAACUCAUUGGCUGCUUGUGCUCCUAGAUGCGCUUUUUUCCACCAGCGCAUCCUUCAACACAGAAUUUGGGGGAUGAGGUCUCCCCCAAACCCUAGCCCUUUACCCAUCUAUCUUAGCUUUCCACCGACUUUCACAAAAGAUUUGGCUCUACCUUGGAUCUGCUGGUAAAUAGCUAAUAGGCAUCCAGCAUUAUUUGGGCAAGGAAGAAAGGGGUGGGAGAGACAGAAAGAAAAUUUGCCCAUCUGCUGCUCCUCCCCCUUGGCUCUCCACCUGGGAUUUGCUAUUGAAUCUCUCCCCCUCCCACCACGCAGUACUGAUUGCUCACUGAAAGGCUCAGCGCCCCCAAUGGCGCACGGAAGCCAGGCGGGUGAUUACAAUCCAAUUACCUAUUGUCGACUCAGCCUACACAAGCUUUUCUCUUCCUCUUGCAGGGCAUGGGGCCAGGCUCCACUCCCUAGUAAGAUGCCCCUCUCCAUGGCUACAGGUUAACAGAAGGGCCUGUGGACCCUGGUGAAAAUAAUCUAGCACAGGCUUCCUUCCCUAUAACACAUCAGGAAGGAGCAGAACCAAGCACUUCUCCCAACUGGCUGUGCUUCCAGCUUCUUCAUCUCAAACUCCGAUUCCCACUUCUACAAGGUUUCUCUUAGCUUUUUGACCUGGCUCCCUAAGUAGGCCCCAAGACUAUUUAUUCUCAGCAUGGCAAAGCUUGUUCCAGGCAUUCUCUGCUUGUGAGGGCCAAGGCUGCCCAGCAGGAAGAAGAGGGCAGAGUCAAGACUGUGUCCUUUCCCUUACUUCCCCCUGCCAGGUCUCACUGCAGAACUGCUGAGAGGAUUAGUACCUUUGAAGAGCUGUCUGUCUGAGCAACUCUGCUUCAGGCGCCCCAGAGCAGCAAGUACCAGUCAGUAAUACCAAUGAAAUGCUACUAUUUAGACUUCUCA